AUGGAUCUCGUGAGUUUGGACCUCGCCGUGAGAUUAGGAGUAACUCAGUUUUCCUAUUUGCCGACGCUUAUGAAAAGAUUGGAGCAGUGCCGACCAACUCUUAUUGUUAAUAAUAGCUUCUACCCUUUGGCGCCAGACCUGAUAGAUUACAAGACUAAGGCGAUCGGCAUCGAUUUCCACGAAAGAUAUUAUGGGUUGGCUGAUUUGCAUGGUUCUAACUUUCAAUUUGAUGCUCGUUUUUGGUCACCCAAGCUAGAACUGAUAUCUGGAGUCAUCACCAAGGACAAUGACUAUCUAUGUGCAUUGGACCAUGACGGCGACAGGCUUCUUGUGAGCGACCAGCAUGGUGACACCAUGUGUAUUUCCAAAACGAUAUUGAGGGAUUACGAACGUGAAACCUACGAGGAUGUACCAAUCUUCUACUGUCAAACAGCUAACGCAGAUACGAUUUUUCUCUUCAGCCACAACUUCGUCCUUGUGGUGAAGUUCACCGAUCUUUUCCAUUCCCUACCCUUGUGGUGCCACGCGGAGCUCACGGAUGGAGAUGGUGUUCCAAGAGACCCGAAAGUUGAAGGAGUAUACGUCUCUUGCAUUCGGAUGGACAUUGUCAUGGUGACUGACUUGCUCCAGUGUUCCUCCUGGAAUGUCGGCAAAGAUCUCUAUUCGCAUCACAGAUACAACAAACUGGACGAUAUCAUCACAUUCAUUGCCGUCACAGAGGACUCCAUCGAGCUACGAGACUUUCAAAAGGAAAUGAUGCAGUGGGACGAGUUCACGACCACUGUUCCGAGGAAGAGAGAUGAAUAUCAUGAACCAAUAGCAUUUCUUUUUAAGGAUGUUUUCGUCAUCGAAGAAACUAGGGGUUGUUUCAUGGCAUACGAUCUUACAAAUCGUCGCUGUGUGCACUUUGAGAGUGAAUUCUUCAGCUGGAUACCGUACUCUUUGCACUGGAUGUUUGAGGGUGCCAACGACGCUCUUUACUUGUCGCUGGAGAGUUGCUCGUGGUACAUUCCUUGA
This is a messenger RNA of Candidozyma pseudohaemuli, 1017 nucleotides long. RefSeq lists its product as uncharacterized. The record is from RefSeq and is a predicted model, not a curated record. The coding region runs from base 1 to 1017 and encodes 338 amino acids. The transcript has a single exon. Lineage: Eukaryota; Fungi; Ascomycota; Pichiomycetes; Serinales; Metschnikowiaceae.